AUGAGCAUUGAUUAAAAUAUUUACUUAUUUAUAAUGCUAGUUAGACAUUUUUCAAGAUGUUUUAUGUUUCGAAUCAUACGACGUCCAUUUAUCAUAUUUGCAACGGAACGAACAAGAAUACCAAAUCAUAACGAUAAUAUCUGUGUUGACAAAUUCUUACGGUCAGAAAUCUUACUUUCAGAAGAAAAUAAACAACGCGCAAUGCAAUGUAUGAAGAAAACACCACAAAUUGGAUUGAAGAUGGGACAAACUACAAAAGAGAGGUCAUUCGCCGCUGUCCUCAUAUGUCUCUGCAAAGAUGAAAUGGGUGAAAUCUCUAUACUCUACACUCGGCGCUCUAGUAGACUAUCUCGGCAUGUUCGACAAAUAUCCUUUCCCGGGGGACUUAAGGAUUCUGAAGACAGUGAUUUUAUAGACUGUGCCUUACGUGAAGCGGAGGAAGAAGUCGGUUUAACUCGAAAUCGAUUAAAUAUUUGGGGAUCAGGCACUCUCAUAACCCCUUCGCAUACCGCUGCAAUCAUGCCUGUUGUGGCUGCGGUUAAUGACUUUAAUCUAAAAGAGUUAAAACUCAAUGCGGAUGAAGUUGAAGAGGCAUUUCUAAUAUCCGUCAGGGAGCUGGUGCAUCCCAAAACGUUAAAGCAUACACAAUUUAAGGGAGGGUGGAGUACUCCUAAUUUCGUUGUUGGACAUAAUAAAGUUUGGGGCAUUACAGGUUUCUUAACAAAUAUGUUUCUAAGAUGCCUUAUUCCCUUUGAGUUAAAGAGACUUAAACAUCAUGCUAAAUAUGUUCGUCCUUUUAAACACCACCAUUAAUUUUUCAUUUCUUGUAUAUACAUGUCGUCACCUGAAAAUAACGUAUUAUCUAAAAAUUCGAAAUUGAGUGUCUUAUUGAUUACGCUUCACUACUUCAAAUUACAUACAUAAUAUUACAUAUGUUA
Messenger RNA from Bactrocera latifrons, 938 nucleotides. Its product is annotated as nucleoside diphosphate-linked moiety X motif 8. The transcript is spliced from 3 exons. NCBI's taxonomy places the organism in Eukaryota, Metazoa, Arthropoda, Insecta, Diptera, Tephritidae. The record is from RefSeq and is a predicted model, not a curated record. Bases 34 to 813 code for a protein of 259 amino acids. Gene Ontology annotation, molecular function: coenzyme A diphosphatase activity.